UGUGACAAUGGAUGCCAUCCGGGUUGGAAAGGCGAUUAUUGUCAUGAAGAAUGCGAUGGUGGAUAUUAUGGACUAGAUUGUAACAUGCAGUGUGGAAACUGUUUGGACUCGGAACAAUGUAACCCAAUCAAUGGAACGUGCGUAAAUGGCUGUGAUGAGGGUUUUGAAGGAAUUCUCUGCAACGAAACCUGUAAAAACGGAACAUUUGGACAAAACUGUCUGGAGACUUGUAACGAUACAUGUUAUGGCUGUAACAGAACAAAUGGUAAAUGUGAAACGGGAUGUCAUCCUGGAUGGAAAGGAGACUACUGUCAUGAACCUUGUGAAAACGAAACCUUUGGACGCAACUGUCUGGAGACGUGUAACAGUACAUGUUACGGAUGUAAUAGAACAAGUGGUAAAUGUGAAACUGGAUGUCAUCCAGGGUGGAAAGGCGAUUAUUGUCAGAAGGAAUGCGAUGAUGGAUUUUAUGGACUAAAUUGUAACAUGAAGUGUGGAAACUGUUUGGAUAUGGAACAAUGUAGUCCAAUUAACGGAACGUGCAUAACCGGCUGUAACGAGGGUUUUGAAGGGAUUUUAUGCAACAAAACCUGUAAAGAAGGAACAUUUGGACGCAACUGUUUAGAGACUUGUAAUACUACAUGUUAUGGCUGUAACACUACAAAUGGUAAAUGUGACACUGGGUGUCUUCCAGGAUGGAAGGGUGAUUAUUGCCAUCAAGUGAUGCGCAAUGCCACCAUAUUAAUGGGUCGUGCUUAUAUGGCUGUGCAGCAGGCUACAACGGAACUCAAUGUUUUGAAGGUGACGAUAUGGCAGAAUUCUCUGGUUUUAAAAAGAUAA
Molecule: messenger RNA, 840 nt
Organism: Saccostrea echinata
Lineage: Eukaryota; Metazoa; Mollusca; Bivalvia; Ostreida; Ostreidae
Product: multiple epidermal growth factor-like domains protein 10
Exons: 7
Molecular function (GO): scavenger receptor activity
Source: RefSeq, a predicted model, not a curated record